Fusarium sp. VM40 is the source of this 1062-nucleotide messenger RNA. The record is from the annotation of a GenBank genome assembly. NCBI's taxonomy places the organism in Eukaryota, Fungi, Ascomycota, Sordariomycetes, Hypocreales, Nectriaceae.
AUGGCAGACUUCACCGAAUAUGGCGCUGUUGCGCAAGAAUGGCUUGCCGUGAAAGAUAGCAGGCCCGCUAUCCCUUCCACGCUAGAUCUCAAAGAAAUGCAGCGCCUGACCAACAUGUACAGAGAACAGUUGGCUCAGAGUGAGUUGCAGAAACUAACUGGCCCUCUUGCGCAUAUGAAAGACUACACCGUCACUGCAAGAGACGGAUUCGCUCUCGAGGUACGAACUUACAGGCCUGUUUCAGCAACUGACAAGGCUCGUCUGCCGAUUUACAUCCACCUCCACGGCGGCGGUUACGUUUUUGGUAACAUUGCGAGCGAGGAUGCCAUUUGCACUGCCAUCGCCGUAGGAGCCAAUGUCAUCGUCGUUAAUCUGAACUACCGACACGCGCCCGACUACGCCUACCCCACAGCCUGGGAGGAUACCGAAGAUGCUUUUCACUGGGUGCACGACCACAUCGAUGACAUUUUGGGAGUCCCCAGUCAAGUGGUCAUUGGCGGUAUAUCUGCUGGUGCUCAGCUCGCAGCUGCUCUGACGCUGAGGCAAAAUAUCUCGCCGGAUGGGCUCUCACGACCUAAGCUUGCUGGCCAAGUCUUGAUGAUUCCUCCAUUGGUUCAUCCCAAGUGCUACGACCACGUACUUGCUCAGAUGAAGGACCCAUCACUUUCAUCAUAUGUACAGAAUGCAGAUGCUCCUAUGAUCAACAAGGCAGCACUAGAGAAGUUCUCAAGCUUACUGAAGGUCGAGAACCCAGAUCCUAAAGAUGUUCAAUUGAAUAUCGGCCUUGCGACUAAUGAGCAGGUGAAGGGCCUUCCGCCUACGGUACUCGGAAUCGCUGGUUUGGAUCCCUUGAGAGAUGAGAGUCUUCUUUACGGCAUGAAGCUUGUUGAGACAAGGGUACCUACGGAUGUUCAUGUCUUCAGUGGUCUCCCUCAUGGGUUCCGCCGGUUCGGAGAUCAACUGACUGAGAGCAAGAGAUGGGAUGCUGUGAUGGAGAACGGAAUUAAAUGGGCUCUCUCCAACCCUGCACCAUCUGAAAAGUUCGAGAUCAAGCUUGAAUAG